Messenger RNA from Engraulis encrasicolus (European anchovy), 1282 nucleotides. RefSeq lists its product as uncharacterized. The record is from RefSeq and is a predicted model, not a curated record. The coding region runs from base 1 to 732 and encodes 243 amino acids. NCBI's taxonomy places the organism in Eukaryota, Metazoa, Chordata, Actinopteri, Clupeiformes, Engraulidae. The transcript has 3 exons.
AUGUUUGGCAAUCGAAAGCCACUGUCAGAGCUCACCCCCCCAAGUGAGUACGCUGGUGUCAACGCUCCCACCACCUCCCCUUCAACCUCCAUUGCUGGCCCGUCCUCGUCCCAUGUGGAGAAUCUGCAAGGUGUCCCUGCUUUCGACGCAGUUCGGCAUCUUCCCUUCAGCCUUGCCACCACAAGGAUGCUGAGAGCAUCUGCCCUAGUCUUCACGGUCCCAGGUCGAUGGUCCUCUCCUUAUUUUUUGUUGGUGAAAGUGAAAUAUCUCACUUUCAUUCUAUCUUUUAAAACUAUUAAAAUUGAGGCACAAUGUUGUGAUUGUUUCUUCAUCACAGAGCAUGCAGCGCCCCCUACCCUGACCUUGUUGUCGGCCUGGUCCAGCAAUGUCACCUGUAACGUGGCUCUCAGGUGUGCUGUGUCACCUGACACGGCCCUGAACACCACCUGCAUCAUCGACCUCAACAGCACUGAGUCCGAGUCCGUCUGUUCUCAGGAGGGCGGAGGAAGGUUCCUCUCCAUCUCCGUCAACCGCACCACCGUCUCCUGUAAUCAUAGUAACCCAGUCAGCUGGAGGCGGGCCAGCGUGGACGUGGCCUCUGUCUGCAGCGGAUGGGGCGGGGUCUCAGUGAGUCUCCUGAGGGCAACGGCCAUCUCUGGGGUUAUCGUUGUCAUGGUUACUGCUGUUAUUGCUGUGGCCAUCUGCACACGCCGACCACAGACGUCAGACUGAUCAGAAGACGUCAGACACACACACAGGAGACAGACAGACACACACAAACACACACACAGGAGACAGACAGACACACACAAACACACACACAGGAGACAGACAGACACACACAAACACUCACAUACACACACACAAACACACACACAUACACAAUUACACACACAAACACACACACAUAAAGGAGACAGACAGAUCAUUAACAUGGGACAUUCAAUUCCAAAUUAACUCAACUUAACUCAAAAUAAUUCUGCUUUGGAAAAUAUCCUGUUAACACUUAAUUAAAUAAAAUUUAAAUUAUUCUUAAUUAAACUCUAUUCAGAAAAAAGUGGGUGGUUUAUUUUGUGGUUAAUUCUGAAUAAGUUGUAUGGUCAAAGAUUCUCUAUAGAUCGUCUCUGGUAUGGUGAGGGCCCCAGGUAGUAUGGAUGACCCAAGUACAGUAGUAUGAUGAGGCCCAGGUAGUAUGGCUAACCCAGGUAGUAUGGUGAGGCCCAGGUAGUUUGGUCAGGUAGUAUGGAUGGACAGGCCCAGAUAGUUAGCCUAGAAAUCUAGA